AAAGAGAGUGAGAGCCAGGAUGCGAUUGCCGUAUCGUAAUAAAAAGGUCACCCUGUGGGUGCUCUUUGGCAUCAUUGUCAUCACGAUGUUCCUAUUCAAAUUUACCGAACUGCGCCCCACCUGCCUCUUCAGAGUGGAUGCCACCAACAACGAGCUGUCCUCCCAAAUGGUUCGCGUUGAGAAAUACGUCACGGAUGACAAUCAACGCGUUUAUUCAUAUAACCGGGAGAUGCCUUUAAUAUUCAUAGGCGGCGUGCCCAGAUCUGGUACGACGCUGAUGCGCGCCAUGCUGGAUGCCCAUCCCGAUGUGCGCUGCGGGCAGGAAACGCGCGUCAUUCCACGCAUCCUGCAAUUGCGCUCGCACUGGCUAAAGUCCGAGAAGGAGUCGCUCCGGCUGCAGGAGGCCGGCAUCACCAAAGAGGUCAUGAACAGUGCCAUAGCGCAGUUCUGUCUGGAAAUCAUUGCUAAGCAUGGCGAGCCGGCGCCCCGUUUAUGUAACAAGGAUCCGCUGACGCUGAAAAUGGGCUCCUAUGUCAUCGAGCUCUUUCCGAACGCUAAAUUCCUGUUCAUGGUGCGCGACGGCCGGGCGACAGUUCAUUCGAUUAUAUCGCGCAAGGUGACAAUCACCGGAUUCGAUUUGAGCAGCUACCGCCAGUGUAUGCAGAAAUGGAAUCACGCCAUCGAGGUGAUGCACGAACAGUGCCGGGAUAUCGGCAAGGACCGCUGCAUGAUGGUCUACUAUGAACAGCUGGUGCUGCAUCCAGAGGAGUGGAUGCGCAAGAUAUUGCAAUUCUUGGAUGUGCCAUGGAACGAUGCGGUCCUGCAUCACGAGGAGUUCAUCAACAAGCCGAACGGGGUGCCGCUCUCCAAAGUGGAGCGUUCAUCGGAUCAGGUCAUCAAGCCGGUGAAUCUGGAGGCGCUUUCCAAGUGGGUGGGCCAGAUACCGGGCGAUGUGGUGCGCGAUAUGGCCGAUAUAGCGCCCAUGCUGUCCGUGCUCGGCUACGAUCCGUAUGCGAAUCCGCCGGACUAUGGUAAGCCAGAUGCAUGGGUGCAGGACAACACGUCGAAGGUGAAGGCAAAUCGAAGACUGUGGGAAAAUAAGGCCAAGCAAGUGCUCCAAAUGAAUCCCAGGUCGAGUGAGGACACUGAUAACGACAACCCCAACAAUAUAAUUAACACUAGCAACAACAACAACAACAACAAAAAUAAUAAUAAUAAUAAUAAUGAUAUGAACGAUAAUAAUCUGUACAAUAUCAAUAAAAUUAUACCAGUAGAAGAACAAGAACAGCAGCAGCAUCAACUGCCGAGACACCAUCAGGAGCAUGAGCAACAACAUCGGCAGCAGGACCAUCAGCAUCAAAAAAAAGAAUACGUUCGAGAAGAGGAACAGGAACAGGAACCGGAAGACGAACAACAAUUGUUGCAUCAAAAGCCAAAGGAUGUCAUUACGAUAAAGCAGCUGCCAUUACAGUUCAGUGGCAGCAUCAGUAACAGCAACAACAAAAACAACAACAACAACAAAAACAAUAACCACAACAACCAGAAUGGCCCACUGGCGGAUACAUGAUAUCCGCAUAUACCCAUAAGACUGCCACGUGGCAAGCACUGAGAGAACGCGGAAACUUUGAUAAUGAUAAUGAUAACAAUGAGAGAUGUAUAUGUAGAUGUUGUUGGAUGAUGUGGUGCGCACAGACACCCAAAACAUACACACACACACACAAAUGCAAACCAAUUUUAAAUUGUA
This is a messenger RNA of Drosophila persimilis, 1744 nucleotides long. It is a transcript of the gene Tpst, whose product is annotated as protein-tyrosine sulfotransferase. The transcript is spliced from 7 exons. Gene Ontology annotation, biological process: peptidyl-tyrosine sulfation. The coding region runs from base 20 to 1567 and encodes 515 amino acids. Gene Ontology annotation, cellular component: Golgi apparatus. Lineage: Eukaryota; Metazoa; Arthropoda; Insecta; Diptera; Drosophilidae. Gene Ontology annotation, molecular function: protein-tyrosine sulfotransferase activity. The record is from RefSeq and is a predicted model, not a curated record.